AUGGUGAAAGCUUCAACUCAUACGGAGGAUGGAAUUCGCAUAUCAGAGUCACAUCAGUUGACCUAUCUCGCAUUUGCAGAUGAUAUCGUUCUCUUUACUAUUAGCCUUAUAGAAACACAGAACUACUUGGAUGGUGUCAUGCGAGAAGCAAAGACUGUGGGGCUAGAAAUAAACGAAAGGAAGACAGAGGCGUCCUGGCAAAUGGAAAGCAGCUAUCCAGAUGAGUUUACUUACCUUCGAUCGACUAUAACUGAUCUCUCUUACAACUCAAACGGUGACAUCAUAGACAGAAGGAGAGUGGUAUGUGGAGCAAUGAUGCAGCUUAAACACCCCUGGUCGCCUAACAUGAACCCAACAAAGGAGAUAAAGAUGUAA
Molecule: messenger RNA, 375 nt
Organism: Octopus sinensis (East Asian common octopus)
Lineage: Eukaryota; Metazoa; Mollusca; Cephalopoda; Octopoda; Octopodidae
Exons: 1
Coding region: 1-375 (124 amino acids)
Source: RefSeq, a predicted model, not a curated record